Molecule: messenger RNA, 2154 nt
Organism: Lachancea fermentati
Lineage: Eukaryota; Fungi; Ascomycota; Saccharomycetes; Saccharomycetales; Saccharomycetaceae
Source: the annotation of a GenBank genome assembly
AUGAGUUCCCCCACUCCAUCUCAAGAAGCUGUGAUCAAGUAUCCUUAUAUUCCCAAUUCUACCUUGAAGGUAAUUGCGGGCCCUGGAUCUGGCAAAACUUAUACAUUGCUGUCAAAAGUUUGUGAAUUGAUAUGCACAGGUGCCGUCAGGCCAGAAGAAAUUCUGAUAGUGUCGCUCACGAAUAAAGCUGUUGACAACAUAAUCUUCAAUUUGUUGGACAUGUUCGACUCCUCAGCGAACGAAAUCUCAACUGAAUCUAUCGAGGAAAUUGUAAGCCAAAUUGGCAUAUACACAAUUCAUGGCCUGGCAAACAGGGUCGUCAUCGAAAAUGAGGGUUUAGUAAGUGUAAUAGAAGAAACUGGUUGGAGAGGUCUACUUAAACUACUUCCAUCGGAUUUUCGUAGGAGGCAUACCUCAAGUAGAAGCGCGACGACAAUUACACCGAAAGAAUUUGAAAGAAUGUUUAAAGAGUAUCUUGUCAAAAAGCGACCGACGGAUAAAGAUGAUACCCUAGAAAGAAUAUUGGAUAUCAUGAAGCAGUCAAAAGUUGUCACGAACGAGGAUCUCAUCUUAAAAGCAUCCAAAUAUUUGGAGUCAUUCAGCACAUCACAAUAUAUGGAGGAGAAGCAGUUUACUGAUAUGUUGCUAAACAGAUACAAAAUAAUAAUGAUAGAUGAAUUCCAAGACUUAUUUCCUUCUCUAUUACCACUUCUGAAAACCAUAAUUGGCGGCAAACAGUUGAUUAUGUUUGGCGACCCACAACAGAGCGUUUAUGAGUUUCUUGGGGAUAACAAAGAAGUUCUUAGGGCUCUUGAUGACCUGCGACCACCAAAAGAUAUAAUUACCAUGCAAUUGCGUGACAACUUUAGAUGUACCCCAGAAAUAACGAAAGCUACCAAUUUAGUUAUCGGCAACAACACUAGCCAUCCCGCGGAUUCUGAUGCAGACUCUGUUAUUAAACCAUCGUGUAUGGUAUACCCGUGCUUUGUUGAAAUAGCGGAUCCCAUUUUGGAAUUGGAAUAUCUUAUCGAUCAAAUCUGUCAACUUGUUUGCAGCUCCGCACGUUUAUCAGAUAUUGCGGUUCUGACUAGAACUAACGCACAACUUGCAACAGUUACCAAGCAUUUGCAAUCAUAUGGAAUACCUACCACAAAGCUUACAACACAACCAGAUUGGAUGAAUGAUAAGAAUAUUAAAAUCUUGAUUGAUUUGUUGAAGGUUUAUACCUUCGUUUUUCGUGAAAGCAGCCAAUUUCAUGGCCCAGUAAUAAAUGAAAGAAACCAAAGUGAUUUCAGUGUGAUUUUAACUCUUGGCGCAGUGCAUGGAAUUGGCAACCAGUCGAUUCAGUCCCUGUUUAUCGCCGCGAACAAGAGAAAAGUUUCCUUGUGGGACUACAUCACUCAGAUUGAUGAAACUAAAUGGCCACCAGGGAUUGUUAAUAAAGCGAAGAUAAAAAAUUAUACAAAAACAUUAAGCCCUUUGAUUGCGAAGGGCACGCUUCACCAGAUCUCCAGACCGGUCGAUGUAUUGGCAGCAAUUACAAUGAUUGCAGCAAGACUUGGUAUUCAUCUUAAUGAUGUGAAGACAUCUAAUCAGUUGAAAGAAUACAAAAUUCACCUAAUUGAGAUGUUGAAAACGUUGAAGCUUUGUACUAUCAACAAGCCUGAUGAUGUUUCGUUGGUAGAGUGGUUUCUGGAAACCUAUUUCGAUCAAAGUAUGAUUUUGCAUCAUAAUCAACCAGGCGGGGCAGCUAAUGACCAUUUUUUAGGAUCCGUUAAUAUUUCAACUAUUCAUUCUUCGAAAGGCUUAGAAUUUCCAAUCGUCUUCCUGAUGGGGGGAUACAAUAGUUUUCCUAUAGAAACUAAUGUUUUGUAUGUUGGUAUGACAAGAGCACGAAAUUUACUAUAUUUGAGCAACGUUAAUAAUGGGAAACUGAAUUCGAUGAUGUCAAAGAAGCCAUUCUCUCUUUUGAAAAAUGAGGAAUUCUGGAAAUACUAUAAUACAGAUUUAAAAAGACCUUUCGUCCCGGAUCUCAAAACAACUAUGCUAAACUAUAAUAAACUCCAACGAAAGUAUGGAAUCUUCACAUCCAGCAGAACUUAUAGUACUAGAGCAAGACUCAUGUUAAAAAUGAGCAAAUACAUAGCCAAAUAA